AUGUUAAGUAAGAUUAUCAAAUCAAAAAUUGCAUUAGCAUUAGUUCUGUUUACACUUACAAGAGCAGAAAUCAAUGAUGAUCAAGUGUCUACUACUGUUGGGCUACACUUAAACGACAAAGUGAAUGAGAUUGAUGUACCAACACUGCUAGCCACCCAGAAAAAAGAGCAAGAAAAGGCAGAAAAUCUCGCAAAUGAUCUUGCACAGAAGCAAGACGGCAAGUCUGGAAAAAAAAGAAAAAACCGGCAAUCUAGAAAAGAGCCAAGAAUAAAAAGCGAAAAAUCUGCAAAUAAUGAAGUAAUUUCUCCUUUUAUUGGUGAUUAUCCAGAAUAUGAAGAGGAAAUUAAUUACAACAAGGGUCUCACUGGAGUAAAAACAAGAUAUGAAGGUAAUGGAGGAAACGGAGCACUAGAUACUAUUCGAGAAGAAGAUGAAGAAGAGCACACACCAGUAACUAGUAAACCAACCAUGAGCCAUGAAGAAAUAGAUAAAGCGAUGGCAGAAGAAAGAGAAGCAGAAAUAGCCGGGUGGAAUGCAAUAGAAAACAGAGAACCACAGUCUAAUGCAGAGAAAAGCCACACACCAGUAACCAGUAAACCAACUAUGAUUCAUGAAGAAAUAGAUAAAGCGAUGGCAGAAGAAAGAGAAGCAGAAAUAGCUGGAUGGAAUGCAAUAGAAAAUCAAGCAGCAGGAGGGCCUAUUACAGCUACUCCAGACGGCUUAGAAGGACCUACUCAAAGCUUUGCAGAUGCAAUGCAUGAGCAAAGUACUGGUGCACACAAAGAACAGAAUAAUAAUGAUUUAUUCGAAG
Nematocida minor is the source of this 811-nucleotide messenger RNA. RefSeq lists its product as uncharacterized. The annotation marks the transcript as partial. The transcript has a single exon. NCBI's taxonomy places the organism in Eukaryota, Fungi, Microsporidia. The record is from RefSeq and is a predicted model, not a curated record.